GCCUACUCAUGUAUGAACAUAAAGACCCACCACGGAGGCAGCAGGCAGAAGGAGGGACAGCUGCCCAAACCAGGACCAGAGCAAGGUCCGGACCAGAAACGAUGGGGAGUGCAAUGGCACCGGUUCUACACUGGCUCCACGAUGUGGCAGCCGUGACUCUUCUCAAGGCCCGGCGGACUUUAUUCCAGGCUGGCGUCCUGUUUUGCGUCCUGGUUCUGCUCCUCUGGGUGUCUAUCUUUCUCUAUGGGAGCUUCUAUUACUCAUACAUGCCCACUGUGAGCUUCUCCACCCCUGUGCACUUCUACUACACCUCUGAUUGUGACACCUCAGAGUCAACACUUUGCUCAUUCCCCACAGCCAACAUCUCCUUCAUGAAGAAUGACAGGGACCAAGUGAUGGCCAACGGUCAGCCUUAUCGAGUGUCUUUGGAGUUGGAGAUGCCCGAGUCUCCAGUGAAUGAAAACCUGGGUAUGUUCAUGAUCAAGAUGUCUUGUUACACCAAGGGUGGGAAGACUGUCUCAUCAGUGGGCCGGUCUACAAUGCUGCAUUACCGCUCCAGCCUUCUGCAGACCCUCAGUACUUUGCUGUUCUCGCCUGUCCUUCUGACUGGGAUGGCCGAGCAGAAGCAGCUCAUAGAAGUUGAGCUCUUCUCAGAGUACAGGACGAAUGCUUAUCAACCUUCUGUCGGUGCUGUCAUUGAGAUCCAGUCCAAACGAGUGCAAAUCUACUCCUCUCAACUCCGCAUCCAUGCUUACUUCACUGGUAUAAGAUAUGUUCUGUACAACUUCCCCCUGACUUCUGCAGUGAUCGGCGUGGCCACCAACUUUGCCUUCCUGAGUGUCAUUGUGCUGUUCAGCUACCUGCAGUUCAUAUGGGGCGGCAUCUGGCCUCCAGACCAAGUGAGAGUCAGGGUUAUGAUUGGGGACAACACCCGCAUGCAGCAGAGGAGAGAGGAGGCUCGGAAGCGCAUGGAGAGGGAAAAUUCUCAAAAGGAACUUAGCGCUCCUCAAGUGAUUGGAUCUGUGAAUGAGGCGUCUGAUCUCCAAGGAAAUGACACGGUAGCGGAGUCAACGUCAAAGAAAUCCUCAGAAAACCCAGAUGCCUCUGAGGCUGAUGCACCAGAUACAAAGGAGGAAGAGGGGUCUCAUGACUCUAAAGAGCCUGAGGAGAGAGAUGACUCCGACAUGUUCGAUGGAUGCCACCUUCCACAGCAGGGUGAGACAUCACUCCGACAGAGACCUGGUCCGUGGAUGAGCCUGUGAACCAUGCCGCUGCACACAGAGCACCUAUAGUAUAUGCUUAAUGUUGCAUCACUCUCCAGCAGAUUGAACAUAAUUCGGCAGAUAUUGAUUGACUCUUGCAAACCUACUUUUUGAGUCAGCAUAAAUGCAUAUGCAUGGAAAUAUAAUAUCUGUGUUGUUUAAGCUAACAAACCACUGCUUAUUGUCCUGUGCUGAGAACACUUUACCUCAUUGUAACUUUGAACCUCCUCUUAUUCCUUUCUACUUAUUGUCUACAGUCGUAUAAUUGCCAUCUGAGUUUUGAUGAUGCCCAUAGCAGGAGACAUUCCAGCUUUGGCUCGUCCAACAGUAUUGCUUAGAGGAAUGUGGUUUUACCAUCAAGUGUUAUCCAACAUUUAAACACACCCUAUUUAAAGUCAGGUGAACCUGCAUGUUUCUCACAUCACGGCCAGCCUGCAAUCACUGGAUGCACACAUCCUGACAGUCCUCCAUGACAACACAGGCAGACAGUGACUCUCUUGAUUACUAGCUCAAACAGUAGACAGUUAGACAAUUAUGUUUUUGAAUGUAGCUGUUGCAUACUUGAAACUAAUUUUUAAGAGUUUUAGGAGAUAUCUAAGAAUGUUUCACACCCUUUCAUAGGUUGCCCACAAACAAGUCUCAUGAUACUUUUUCAUAGAGGCUUUCUUAGAGUGAUUCGAUUUGGAACAUGUGCACAAAAAUGUGUCUUUGUAUAGCUUCUAAUGUAACUUCCUAGAAAAAGAAGUGCAAUGGGUCCAGCCUGAGGGGCAUAAAGAAUUUGUUGCAAUACUAUUACUUUUCGCCUUGCAAAUGGUGACGGUCUGUCUCAGUUUAAUGGGUGAUUUAACAGCCGUGGCAUAUUCAGUUAAAGCCUCAACGCUUUAACAGAUUUGCUGCUCAUUUUGUCAUCAUUAUUCCUUUGUAUUCGGUAUCUGUUACAGUGCAGUGUAAAAAUGGCAAGUUAUUGUUGGGAAAAUGGUAUUUAUUGUGUUUUCAUAACAACAAAGCACUAAUAUUUUUUAGAUGUAUCUUUUAAGUAAUAUAAGUCUGUCAGCUAAACAUGUUUGUUUUUAACAUUAAGGAACAGCAUAAGAAGGAUAAGUGAAGCUUUGAAAUGCUGGUUGGUAGAGCUACUUAACUGAGGGCGAUGAAGGAAUUGUGGGAAUAUAGCUCAGCCUCCAGACAUUUUACCUUCACUUUAGGAGAGCUUAGGGUUUAAGCAAGUUUAUGUAAGAGUUUGUGCAAGUUGUGUUUAUGUAGGAUUCUGUACCAAAGAUAUUGUUAAAUAUGAUGCUCUCAAUUUCUGUCACCUUGGAUUCUGUCAUGGAAAAUAUCUUUGCAAAAAUACCCCCUGAGUUAUAGGUGUUAUUUAUGUGUUUAACAAAUUAAAUAAACAUACAGCAGUA
Epinephelus fuscoguttatus (brown-marbled grouper) is the source of this 2668-nucleotide messenger RNA. Its product is annotated as seipin-like. The transcript has a single exon. NCBI's taxonomy places the organism in Eukaryota, Metazoa, Chordata, Actinopteri, Perciformes, Serranidae. Gene Ontology annotation, cellular component: endoplasmic reticulum membrane. Gene Ontology annotation, biological process: lipid droplet organization; lipid storage. The record is from RefSeq and is a predicted model, not a curated record. Bases 9 to 1262 code for a protein of 417 amino acids.